GGCACGGCCUCGCGGCGCGGGGACUCAGCGGAGCGUCAGUGCCAGCCGGUCCGCGAGCCAUGGCCCAGCCCGGCGAGGAGGCUCUGUCCAGGCCCGAGACGGCAGUGCAGAUCCGUGUCGCCAUCCAGGAGGCCGAGGACGUGGAGGAGCUGGAGGAGGAGGAGGAGGGGGCGGACACGCGGGUCGCUGGGGACCCGGCUCAGUAUCUCAGUCCCGGCUGGGGCAGCGCCAGCGAGGAGGAGGCCAGCCGCGGGCACAGCACCACAAGUGGGGGCGAGAAUGAGCGUGAGGACCUGGAUCAGGAGUGGAAGCCUCCAGAUGCAGAAUUAAUCCAGAAACUGGUGGAUCAGAUUGAAUUCUAUUUUUCUGAUGAAAACCUGGAGAAGGAUGCCUUCCUGCUGAAACACGUGCGGAGAAACAAGCUGGGAUACGUGAGCGUCAAGCUACUCACAUCCUUCAAAAAGGUAAAACACCUCACAAGGGACUGGAGAACCACAGCUUACGCCUUGAAAUAUUCAGUGACCCUUGAGCUGAAUGAGGAUCACCGGAAGGUGAGGAGGACCACCCCUGUCCCACUCUUCCCCAAUGAGAACCUUCCGAGCAAGAUGCUUCUGGUCUAUGAUCUCUAUCUGUGCCCUAAGCUGUGGGCCCUGGCCACCCCCCAGAAGAAUGGAAGGGUGCAGGAGAAGGUUAUGGAACACCUGCUCAAGCUCUUUGGGGUCUUUGGCAUUAUCUCCUCAGUGCGGAUCCUCAAACCUGGGAGAGAGCUGCCCCCUGAUAUCCGGAGGAUCAGCAGCCGGUACAGCCAAGUGGGGACCCAAGAGUGCGCCAUUGUAGAGUUUGAGGAGGUGGAAGCGGCUGUCAAAGCCCACGAGUACAUGAUCUCAGAAUCUCAAGGCAAAGAGAACAUGAAAGCUGUCCUGAUUGGUAUGAAGCCACCCAAAAAGAAACCACCCAAAGACAAGAACCACGAUGAGGAGCCCACUGUGAGCAUCCACCUGAACAAGUCCCUAAACAAGAGAGUUGAGGAGCUUCAAUACAUGGGUGAUGAGUCUUCUGCCAACAGCUCCUCUGACCCUGAAAGCAACCCCACAUCACCGAUGGCUGGCCGGCGGCAUGUGGUCAACAACAAGCUCAGCCCUCCUGGCCACCAGAAUCUCUUUCUGAGCCCGAAUGCCUCCCCCUGCUCAAGUCCUUGGAGCAGCCCUUUGGCCCAACGUAAAGGUGUUUCCAAAAAGUCCCCACUGGCCGAGGAAGGUAGACUGAACUCUAGUACCAGCCCUGAGAUCUUUCGCAAGUGUAUGGAUUAUUCCUCCGACAGCAGCAUCACUCCCUCUGGCAGCCCCUGGGUUCGGAGGCGCCGUCAAGCUGAGAUGGGGACACAGGAGAAAAGUCCUGGGGCAAGUCCUUUGCUCUCUAGGAAGAUGCAGACUGCAGAUGGGUUACCUGUGGGGGUACUGAGGCUACCCAGAGGCCCUGACAACACCAGAGGAUUUCAUGGUGGACAGGAGAGGAGUAGGGCUUAUGUAUAAUAAAUACCUUCUAUUUUUAAUAUCA
Molecule: messenger RNA, 1557 nt
Organism: Loxodonta africana (African savanna elephant)
Lineage: Eukaryota; Metazoa; Chordata; Mammalia; Proboscidea; Elephantidae
Gene: LARP6
Product: La ribonucleoprotein 6, translational regulator
Exons: 3
Coding region: 60-1532 (490 amino acids)
Biological process (GO): RNA processing
Cellular component (GO): nucleus
Molecular function (GO): mRNA binding
Source: RefSeq, a predicted model, not a curated record